Messenger RNA from Tetrahymena thermophila SB210, 336 nucleotides. RefSeq lists its product as hypothetical. The record is from RefSeq and is a predicted model, not a curated record. The transcript is spliced from 2 exons. Lineage: Eukaryota; Ciliophora; Oligohymenophorea; Hymenostomatida; Tetrahymenidae.
AUGAGAUAAAUUAACAAAUAAAAAAGAAAAAAAAAAUUAAAAAAUAAACCAAAUAAAAAAAAUAGUGCCAAAUAGGAGAGAUUAGUGCACUUUACUAAACCAAAACCUAAGCUUGAUGCACCUUCAUCACCAAUUUCUCAUUUAUGUGAUUAAAGCAGAAGUAUUUUUCUUAUAAAUUAAAAAAAAUUGUCUGCUCACUAUAGACAUCAAAGAAAAAAAAAAUUUAUAAUAAUAAAUAAAAAAUAAAAAAAAUGUGUUUAUUCAUAUACUUAAUCAACACAAAAAUAACUUAAAAUAUAUAAAAUUAUAAACUAAUAUAUUUAAGAUUUAUUCUGA